Messenger RNA from Gymnodraco acuticeps, 1283 nucleotides. It is a transcript of the gene ggcta, whose product is annotated as gamma-glutamylcyclotransferase a. Bases 246 to 767 code for a protein of 173 amino acids. The transcript is spliced from 4 exons. NCBI's taxonomy places the organism in Eukaryota, Metazoa, Chordata, Actinopteri, Perciformes, Bathydraconidae. The record is from RefSeq and is a predicted model, not a curated record. Gene Ontology annotation, molecular function: gamma-glutamylcyclotransferase activity.
ACUCAGAGGUCAAGGAAGAGACGAUAGGGUUAGAAUUUAGGAGCUGAUUUGUGGACUAUUCGACUGCAGACUAUUCGAAAUUGCUCCCUUCUGCAGACUGCUCCUACUGGCCACUAGAUGAACUGCAGUUUGAGGCACUUCAAGGCACUUUGCGUCCCGAACACGGGCUCUUCCCCAGAGUUUGCCGCUUGGUUUUAACUUAACUUCUAUCCCACCGAGCCGGUGGGAACCAACGGAUAAAAACGAUGUCCGUUAUUGAAACCGGUUGCUUUAUGUAUUUCGCUUUUGGAAGUAAUUUGUUGAAGGAAAGAUUGCAACUUGCCAACCCAACGGCAAUAUUCUGCACUACCGGGCGACUCAAGGACUAUAAGUUGAAUUUUGGCAUAUACAAGAAAUAUGUGGACAACAGUUGGCACGGUGGAGUGGCCACCAUUGAGUCCUGUCGAGGGGCUGAGGUGUGGGGAGUCAUUUGGACUUUGAGCAACGAAAACCUCCCGAGCCUGGACAAACAGGAAGGGGUGAAUGAAAGCAGUUACUCUCCUCUUGAACUUUCAGUAGAGACUGACAAAGGACUCCUACUGUGCAGGACUUAUCAGAUGAACAAUUUCCAAGCCUGCCCUCCCUCGCCUCAGUACAAACAGGUGGUGUGUUUGGGAGCCGAACAGAACGGACUCCCGGUGGAUUACCUGAAGAGGCUGCAGGCCAUUGAAACCAACAACUACAGCGGCCCCUCCUUACUUGAUCAAAUCACAACAGUCACAAAGUAGAUUCAACAUUAACAUUCUUCAAAUUUGGAUCAGUUUACAAAUCUUCAUCAUGUUUGUAGCAGAAUUGAAAACAAGAUAAAGUACAGAAUAUAUUUUAGGUUCCUAACUUCUCUUACUAGACGUUUAUGGAGCUUUUGACCUGUAUUUCCCAGUCUUUAUUAUUACCAUAACCAUGUAAGUAAUAAUGAUAUCAUGUAAAUUAAGGAUUAUAAGGUAUGACAUUGCAAAAACUGUGGGAUUUAAUUAACCGACUGUGGAAAAAGUUAGUAACUGCACCCUGAGGUUUAGGAACUAAUAUUUCUAAGGUCAAAACUGAAUCAGAUAUGAAAAUGAAUCGGCACCACAAUGUGUCCAGAAGGUGGUGAUGUAUUCACUCUAGUAUCCUUAUCUUUUAUUUCCAGCUGUUGUUUUUAAACAAUUACUGUAUUUUAUUCAAUCAUGGAAGAUAACAUGUACAAAACUGGUUAUAUUUCAGGAUUACUCAGGGUAAUAUUAAAGACUGAGUAACAAACACCC